Equus quagga is the source of this 3109-nucleotide messenger RNA. RefSeq names its product HPS1 biogenesis of lysosomal organelles complex 3 subunit 1 (gene HPS1). The transcript has 21 exons. Gene Ontology annotation, cellular component: BLOC-3 complex. Gene Ontology annotation, molecular function: guanyl-nucleotide exchange factor activity. Gene Ontology annotation, biological process: melanosome assembly; vesicle-mediated transport. The coding region runs from base 384 to 2492 and encodes 702 amino acids. The record is from RefSeq and is a predicted model, not a curated record. Lineage: Eukaryota; Metazoa; Chordata; Mammalia; Perissodactyla; Equidae.
CCUCCCGGAAGUACGGAGCGGGCCCCACCCUCAGCCGGGCUGUGUAGCCUUGUGCAGGUCGCUUCACCUCUCGGAGCCAAAGUUUCUGCAGCUACGACGUGGGGCGGGCGCCACAAGCCAGGCCUUCUUCCCAGGGACACCUCCUCUCUGGGCUACUUCCCUGUCGGCCUGCAAGCUCCCUGGGGCUGCUCAGGGCACGUAUGCUGACCACACCGUGACUCUGAGUGACCCACAGUGAAAUGAGAGUGCUUGGAAGGAAACACAGUAGUAUUUUCAGGACCGGGGAUGCUCUGCUGCUCUCAUGAGCUGGCCACUGAGUCGGCCUCCCGCAGCCCUUUCUGAACCUCUGGCUGUCCAGAAGCUCUGCUGUGCUCCUUGCUAAGAUGAAGUGCGUCUUGGUGGCCACGGAGGGUGCGGAGGUCCUCUUCUACUGGAUGGAUGAGGAGUUUGAGGAGAGUCUGCGGCUGAAGUUUGGGCAGUCGGAGAAUGAGGGAGAAGAGCUUCCCGCCCUCGAGGACCAGCUCAGCACCCUUCUAGCCCCAGUCAUCAUCUCCUCCAUGACAAUGCUGGAGAAGCUCUCAGACACGUACACUUGCUUCUCGACGGAAAAUGGCAACUACCUGUACGUCCUUCACUUGUUUGGAGAGUGCCUGUUCAUCGCCAUCAACGGAGACCGCACGGAGGGCGAGGGGGAGCUGCGGCGGAAGCUGUGCGUGCUCAAGUACCUGUGCGAGGUGCACUUCGGGCUGGUCACUGUGGAUGGCCAGCUCAUCCGAAAGGAGCUGCGGCCCCCAGACCUGGAGCAGCGCACGCGGGUGUGGGAGCAGUUCCAGAGCCUGCUGAGGACCUACGGCCGCCUGCGGGAGCAGGAGCAGAGCUUCGCUGUGGAGGCCGUGGAGCGGCUGAUCCACCCCCAGCUCUGUGAGCUGUGCAUUGAGGCGCUGGAGCAGAACAUCAUCCAGGCUGUCAACUCCAGCCGCGAGCGGGCUGGCGAGGAGGCGCUGCACGCCCUCCUGCUCGUGCACUCCAAGCUGCUGGCUUUCUACUCCAGCCACGGGGCCAGCUCCCUGCGCCCAGCCGACCUCCUCGCCCUCAUUCUCCUGGUUCAGGACCUCUACCCCAGCGAGAGCACAGCGGAGGACGACGACACUCAGCCUUCCCCGUGGAGGGGCCGGAGCAGCCAGAACAUUCCGGUGCAGCAGGCCUGGAGCCCUCGCUCUGCAGGCCGGGCCAGGAGGAGUUCCGCAGGGACCGAGACAGACAGCUCCCUCCCUGAGGAGUACUUCACACCGGCUCCUUCUCCCGGGGACCAGAGUUCAGGUAGCACCAUCUGGCUGGAUGGGGACACCCCACCCACUGAUACUCCCCAGGUCCAGAUGGCUGAAGACACCCUCCAGACACUGCUCCCUUGCUGCCCGGUACCUUCCAGCCCCAGAAGGAUUUUUCUGGAUGCCAGUGUGAAAGACAGCUACUGCCCCAUGGUGCCCCACACCAUGUACUGCCUGCCCCUGUGGCCGGGCAUCAACAUGGUGCUCCUGACCAAGAGCCCCAGCACACCCCUGGCCCUGGUCCUGUACCAGCUGCUGGACGGGUUUUCCCUCCUGGAGAAGAAGCUGAAGGAGGGUCAGGAGGCCGGGAGUACCCUGCGGUCCCACCCCCUCGUGGGGGACCUGCGCCAGAGGAUGGACAAGUUUGUCAAGAACCGUGGGGGCCAAGAGAUUCAGAGCACCUGGCUGGAGUUCAAGACCAAGGCCUUCUCCAGAAGUGAACCCGCCUCGUGCUGGGAGUUGCUCCAGGCAUGCGGGAAGGUGAAGCGGCAGCUUUGCGCCAUCUACCGUCUCAGCUUCCUGACGGUGGCUCCCGGCCGGGGAGGCCCUCAGCUGCCCCGGCACCUGCAGGAGCAGGUGCAGACGCUCAUGCAAGAAAAGCUGAUGGACUGGAAGGACUUCCUGUUGGUGAAGAGCAGGAGGAACGUCACCAUGGUGUCCUACCUCGAGGACUUCCCCGGCUUGGUGCAUUUCAUCUAUGUGGACCGCACGACUGGGCAGAUGGUGGCCCCGUCCCUCAGCAGCAGCGAGAGGACUUCGUCAGAGCUGGGCAAGGGGCCCCUGGCCGCCUUCAUCAAAACCAAGGUUUGGUCUCUGAUCCGGCGGGCGCGCAGGUACCUGCAGAAGGGCUACACCACGCUGCUGUUCCGGGAGGGCGACUUCCACUGCUCCUACUUCCUGUGGUUCGAGAACGAGAUGGGGCACAAACUACAGAUAAUGGAGGUGCCUGUCCUGUCCGAUGACUCGGCUCCCGUUGGUGUGCUGGGAGGAGACUACUACAGGAAGCUCCUACGAUACUAUAGCAAGGGCCACCCGGCUGAGGCUGUCAAGUGCUACGAGCUGCUGGCCCUCCACCUGUCGGUCAUCCCCACGGACCUGCUGGUGCAGCAGGCCAGCGAGCUGGCCCGGCGCCUGUGGGAGGCCUCACGCGUGCCCCUGCUCUAGGCCGGCCCCGACUGCCCUGCUGCAUUCUGCCUGUGCACCCUGGUUCUCCAGGCCCAGCCCCGCUUGCAAGCAUCCCCACAGCAGCCUCCUCCUGUUCCUAGAGGCCGCCUGAGGCUGGCCCCGAGUUCCCAGGGCAGCCCCAGGGUUUCAUGAAGAAACUCCACCUAGACCAGCCUCCACUGGGUCAUGAGCAAACGUCCAGUGCUUCCCUCUGGAGAAGGAGGGAGGCCAGGGGUUCUGUUGGUCUCCUUAGAACAGCAGUGGCUGUGAUGCUGGAGCUGGGGCAGCCACUCUGUCACACUGCCUCUUUGUUUAUCCCCGGGAGACAGGGAGGAAGUCCCCAGUGCCCACAGGUGUCUAGAGACACCCUCCUUUCUGCUGUCCUCAGAGUGGAGAAAGAGCUUGUCCCUCGGCAGGCCGUUUCCCUCCCCGGGUGACAGAUGCUCCACUGGCUGGGUUUGAAUUUCAGCUCUGCCUCUUCCGCUCUGCGGCUCUGGGCAGCAUUCCUAGGCUGUGAACCUGUCUCCCCACAUUUACAGUGACAGCAUCUCCCUCUCAGAGUAGUUGUGAGGGCCCCAGACACGCGACAGCUGCUCAAUAAAUGCUGGUUAUGGUUA